Zingiber officinale is the source of this 1664-nucleotide messenger RNA. Its product is annotated as probable F-box protein At4g22060. The transcript has 2 exons. Lineage: Eukaryota; Viridiplantae; Streptophyta; Magnoliopsida; Zingiberales; Zingiberaceae. Bases 249 to 1613 code for a protein of 454 amino acids. Gene Ontology annotation, molecular function: protein binding. The record is from RefSeq and is a predicted model, not a curated record.
GGCAAGCUCAAAACCUACUAACCAGGACGAAAAUUGAUUAACUCACUGUGCUUUGCAGCUCUGGACCGUGCGUCAUUCUAACCCUUGUUUCAGUUUCAGAGUUUCUCCAAAUUCUUCUGGUGAUCUUGAAUUUGAGGGGAAAAAAUCAGGAUUAUUGAGUAAAAUUUGGAAAGAAAUCCCUAUAACAAAAUUAUAAAAUCCGGGGAAAGAAGCCGUCGCCUGCCUUAUCGCCGCCACAUUCACGUCCCAUGGUUGGCCGCGGCUGGUCUGAUCUGCCGCUGGAUCUCUUCUCCCUCGUCUUCUCCAAACUCUCCCUUCCUCAAUUUCUCCGCUCAAUGGCCGUCUGUGUUUCGUGGUCGGCCGCCGUCUGCGAUCUUUCCACGCGCGGCAGAUGCUUUAAGUUUCGCGGGCAGAGCCCCUGGCUCGUGCUCUACCACAAUCCCAAGGUCGACCCAUCCGCCAUCACCUUCUACGCCUUGGACGAGCGAAGGGAGUACACCAUCCCCGUCCCGGACCCUCCCAUAAGCGACCGAAUCUUCCUCGGCUCUGCUCACGGUUGGAUCAUCACGAUCGACGUCCGCCUCCGGCUGCAACUGCUGAACCCGAUCACCGGCGCGCAGAUCGACCUCCCUCGCCUGAGCCGCGUCUUCCCCUCCGAGCACACCCACCCCAUCCGCGACACUGCAGGAUGCCUAAUCGGCUUCGAGAUGCCGAUACCAGUGUACGACGGGCAGGUACGGUGUGGAAACAAUUAUAUCGACUGUCUAGAACAGGUUCACCUCAAAGCCAUCCUAUCUGCUGAUCCGUCGCUCGGAGAUGGCUACACCGUGGCGCUCAUCCAGUAUCCUCCCGGAAGAAUCUAUUUUACCCGCUCCGGCGACGAGAUAUGGUUCGACUUAAAUAACCCCAUUUUAAUUGAAAAUAUGGUCUUCCAUCAAGGAAAACUGUAUAUGAGUGCCCUUUCAUUUCCGGCAGUGUAUGUUUGUGACUUAGCCCAAAUUCAACAUGGCGAGAUGCCCAGAUUUAGAGUGGUCGAUCAAGGUGCAAGUUCUAACGUGCUCUUACGCUACUUGUUUGAAACUCCUCAAGGGGAUCUUUUGAGUAUUUGGAGGGAGAAAGAUACAAAAACUGCUAAGACCAUAUCAUUCAAGGUGCGCAGGGUGGUGAUAGAUGAUGAGCAGAAGCCAAGUAAAAGACUAGAACAAACGAUGGACAUGGUAGAGCUUGUUAACUACUUAAAAGGCGACAUGAUGGAUAAGCAGAUUCUUCAAAGAGAAGAAACGAAGGAUGACUUGGGAGACUUGAUCGUCUUCUUAGGCGGCCGCAAACCACUUUGCUUGUCUGCUUGUGAUUUUCCACACUUAACGCCUAAUUCUAUAUAUUUUACAGAUGACAACAUAUUUCGAGAUCCAGAGUUUGAAGCCUACUAUCGGAGAAUGUUUGAAGAACGAAAUUUGCAGAGGUUUAAUGUCUACUUUUACCAUUGCUGCAUUCCGGCAUUGUUUUUGGAACGAAAAUGGUUCAGAAAAAUUCUGAAUUGUCCGAAUUCCUUUAGCAUCGACAAGACUUGGGUCCGAUUAUAUUGGCAGCCUCCCUCAAACUUCAUUAAUUAGUUAGUCUAUAAUCAGUUUUAUGUUAAAAACAUUUGUAUGUAUAUUAGAUGC